This is a messenger RNA of Phanerochaete carnosa HHB-10118-sp, 941 nucleotides long. RefSeq lists its product as uncharacterized. Gene Ontology annotation, biological process: regulation of signal transduction. Lineage: Eukaryota; Fungi; Basidiomycota; Agaricomycetes; Polyporales; Phanerochaetaceae. Gene Ontology annotation, molecular function: protein phosphatase inhibitor activity. Bases 15 to 737 code for a protein of 240 amino acids. The record is from RefSeq and is a predicted model, not a curated record. The transcript is spliced from 5 exons.
CUCUUACCGCACCCAUGUCUACAGCAGUCAGCGAGCCGCCCCGCCACCCGUCCAUGUCCCGCUCCAACUCGAAGCCGAAAGGCAUUCUCAAGAAUGCACCACCAACGCAGCCAUCAGGGCAGCAACACUUACAGUGGGACGAGGAGAACCUCGCGCUCACCGAGGCCCAGAAAGACAGUCAGAUGAAGAUCACGGAGCCGAAGACUCCUUACGUACGGUACAACGCUGAGACGGACACGAUCGAGGGAGACAUCCCCUCGCUCGACCUCACUGGCCCGAUGACGACAAGCCCGCCGAUGUCCGCACGCUCGUUCUCGCCGAGCAGCGUCGUGGCAACCGACGGCGAGUCGGGACCGCCGUCCCGGCGGACGUCAUUCUCGAGCAGCGGCCGGACGAGCUCAGGGGGCGGCGGGGGGCCCGGAAGCCGCAGCUCGAGCCGCAGCACAUCGUUCACGCUCCCCAGCGACGCGCGCGAGGUCAUCCGGCUCGACGGCCGCCAGCCAGGGGACGAGAUAGAACUCGACGAGGAAAUGGACGAAGAGACCGCAGCCAAACACGCCGCUUUUGUCCGGGCACGCGGUCGGCACUACUCAAAUGAGGCUGAAGCAAUGAAGAGGGCCAAGAGGCUCAUCGAAGAGGAGGAUGACGACGAAGAGCAAAUCGCAGAUUCAGAGUCACAAAUGUCUCUAGACGACGAUAUAUCCGUGCAAGUGAACGGUGUCGAGCACGCAAAGUAGCGCAUCUCGGCAGUGGAUUCGUCUUGUCUAUGUAUUACCAAUUGGUACGGGUCAUGCAUUGUAUCUGGCAGGAUUAUCUCUGGAGCUCUCGAUCUUUGUGCAAAGCUGUUCUAUGGCUCAGUUAUGUAUUAUCGGAUUCGGACAUUUGGCAUGUUUGUAAUUUCCCUUUGCUCAUUUACAUCGUCCGGCCGUAACCGUGAUCUU